Molecule: messenger RNA, 984 nt
Organism: Alternaria alternata
Lineage: Eukaryota; Fungi; Ascomycota; Dothideomycetes; Pleosporales; Pleosporaceae
Exons: 2
Coding region: 1-984 (327 amino acids)
Source: RefSeq, a predicted model, not a curated record
AUGGCAAGCAACUAUGGCAGUCCUCAUCGAAGUGGUCGAAACGCCCGCUUUCAUAAAAGUGAUCAGUUCACUGUUUUGCCGAGCGUGGUAGAGGAUAGCUCCCAUGGAAGUGCUUCCACCGAUUCAUUCUCUUCUUCUGGAGGAUCGCUGUCGCAGCUGGGCCCCGAUGAUCCCGCAGACCAUGCCAUAAGUGCACCUCGAGGACAAGUCAACAAUCAAGCGUUACAGGCCAAGCAGCUUCCAACAACUCCUCAACGAGCUCGUCGGAUGACAGCCAACGGAAGCGGCAUGACUUUCAUUGUCUCACCGACUUCCGCUUCUCCGCAGACUUCUCAACAGCACGGUGAUUCUGGUCAGAAGAAGUUCGGCAAAGUCGACCAUCUCAACGACUCCGGCAUGCAACGUCGCACUUCUCAUGCUAGCCAAGUUUCUGAUAACUGGCGCUCGUCCGGUCGUCGACCAUCCACCACGGCCAAUCCCUUCGACACAUCUCCGCCUUCGAUGACUGAUGUCCCUGAGUAUCUAGCUGUGCAAGAGAUGGCUUUCCGCCAGGGUCAGCAUGCCUCAGAUGACUCUCGAAACUGGGUCCCACCGAGUCCUUUCGCGAAGCACUUCGACCAUGUCUGGGCUCAGUAUUUCAAGAUGGGUGCGGCCUAUGGAGGAUUGCCUGCUGUACCGCUCAUAACAUCAUCUUACUCACGCGGUAACUUUCCCUGGUCAGUCUUGAUCAACCCCGCUACGCAGGAUCUAGAGCACCCCAACGGCUCGUUCGACAUGGAGUGGGCUCGUAAGAUGUGUCUCAUGUCGUUGAACUGCAUGAAGGAGCUCAUCCAUGUCGUGCGCGAGCGCCACAACGAUUGGCGCAAGAUCGUCUGCGACAUCCCUCUCCCGGUUCAGCAGGCCAUUCUAGCCUUCCCUGACCUCUGCGAGUACUAUGCGGCUCUUCAGCACGAGGCUCGUCAGGCGUUUGGUAACGGGCUGUAA